AUGUCGGCACGACUACUCACACGAACACGGACCUUCAUGCCGCGUCAUGCCCUCGGCGCCGGCAUCAUUGGCCUCUCCCUUGGAACGAGUAUGGCGACGUUCAGACAGCCAAAGUUGAGAAUGGACGCGAGAGAUACCCCACGACCAAUGAGCAGUCGUCCUACGAAAGAGAGAUUAGAUCCCGACCUCUUGAAACAGCUUUCUGGUGGGAGCAUUACAGGGUUUAUUUCAGGACUCCUUAUCAGUGCUUUCUCGCGGACGUUGGUGUUACUUGUAGGUCUCGCCGCGGUGGUCGUUCAGGUGGCUUCAAGAUACGGUCUUGAUUUAGUAAAACAGCUGAAGUUAAAGCAACGGUUGGGAAAUUCACGUAUAUUAAGCGCAUUGGAGAAGAAUCCAGCAUUUAAUUUAUCUUUCGGACUAUUCUUCGCAAUGUCUGCUUUUAUGCAAUUCUAG
This is a messenger RNA of Daldinia childiae, 453 nucleotides long. RefSeq lists its product as uncharacterized. The transcript is spliced from 3 exons. The coding region runs from base 1 to 453 and encodes 150 amino acids. NCBI's taxonomy places the organism in Eukaryota, Fungi, Ascomycota, Sordariomycetes, Xylariales, Hypoxylaceae. The record is from RefSeq and is a predicted model, not a curated record.